Messenger RNA from Dictyostelium purpureum, 663 nucleotides. RefSeq lists its product as uncharacterized. The record is from RefSeq and is a predicted model, not a curated record. Gene Ontology annotation, molecular function: RNA binding. Gene Ontology annotation, cellular component: preribosome, large subunit precursor; nucleolus. The annotation marks the transcript as partial. Gene Ontology annotation, biological process: ribosomal large subunit biogenesis; rRNA processing; nuclear-transcribed mRNA catabolic process. The transcript is spliced from 2 exons. NCBI's taxonomy places the organism in Eukaryota, Evosea, Eumycetozoa, Dictyosteliales, Dictyosteliaceae.
AGAGAAAAUGUUGUUGUUCCAUUAACUAAAGUAACCAAAAACCCAGGUGAAAAAAAGAAGAAAUUAAUCAAUACUAUUAAAGAUACAAUCGACAACUAUAAAUCUAUUUAUUUAUUCACAUACGAAAAUAUGAGAAAUAACAAAUUAAAAGCUCUUAGAACUGCUUGGUCAACCAGCAAAUUCCUUUUUGGUAAAAAUAAAGUUUUAGCCUACGGUUUAGGUAAAAGCGAAGAAGAUGAAUUAAAAACCGGUUUACAUAAACUUUCAGAACAUUUAGAAGGUGAAUGUGGAUUAUUUUUUACAAAUGAACCAAGAGAAAAAGUUUUAGAAUAUUUCGAAAAUUUCAGCGAAAAAGAUUUCCCAAGAUCAGGUUUUGUCCCAGAAGAAACCAUUACAAUUAAAGAAGGUCCACUCACUGGUUUUGUCCACUCAAUGGAAACUUAUUUAAGAGGUUUAGGUUUACCAACUUCAUUAAAGAACGGUGUUAUUUAUCUUGAAAGAGAUUAUGAUAUUUGCGAAGAAGGUGUUGCCAUUAACCCAGAUCAAUCUCAAUUAUUAAAACUUUUCAAUCAUCAAAUUUCAGAAUUUAAAAUUGUUGUCAAAGGUGUUUACACAGAAGAAGAAUUCACUUUACUUAACGGUCAAGAACCAAUUGAAGAAUAA